This is a messenger RNA of Tremella mesenterica DSM 1558, 2264 nucleotides long. RefSeq lists its product as uncharacterized. The record is from RefSeq and is a predicted model, not a curated record. The coding region runs from base 480 to 2264 and encodes 594 amino acids. Lineage: Eukaryota; Fungi; Basidiomycota; Tremellomycetes; Tremellales; Tremellaceae. The transcript is spliced from 4 exons.
GUAUCUUGUCAUAUUCGUACUCUUCCCAGAACCGUACAGCCCCUUCUCCUUGGUCGUGGUGCCAUAGUCGUUACAAACACCUAAACCGGACACCCAGAUAAGAGUUUCCCAACUUAGUGGCGUGACAUUUAUCGUCAUUCUAUUACUCUCCAUCUCAAUCCAGUAACCGAAUCCUAUUACGUUGAAUCUAAAACAAUAUCAGGAAAGGGAAACAUCUACAGUGAUAUCAAAUCACACUCCCUUCCCGUUUAUGCCGGUCAUCCAUGAUCCAAAACCUUCCAACAAUCUCCGACCGAAUUUGACAAAGGAUCUACCAGGUCACUGUACAGUGUGACACUGUCUCGCUUCCUUACCCCGAAGUUUCUAUCUGCCUAUAAGUAGCUGACCCUUGAUCCAAGACUUCUUCAUCGCAAACUCUACUUCCCAUCCCACCCCACCCCUACCAUUGUCAACCCUUCGAACCUUCGAACAACUUCAAUAUGAUUCUCCCACCGCAGAACAUUCCCCUCAGACCACCGACCGGGGUAAGCAAACAAGCCUUGCUAAUUCGUCUUCCGCAGGAAACACUCGAUGCUUUGAUUGAAGCUCAGGAAGAUGAUUCCGCUAGGGUAUGGAUGGAUGAUGGUGUCAUGAAACUCGACCUCCCAGACGAAUGUAUAACACUCGAUUCCCACAUGGUCGAUCUGAACGAAAUCCAUCUCUUCACAAAAUCCCCACCCGCUCUCACUCACAUCGCAACUGCCUCGGCUCGUGCUUGUCUACCUCUCUCCUCACAAUGCGCAGUCAAAGCAGGCGAAAAGCUCAAACAACACGUCAGUGCUCUGGACGAACAACGCAAAGCCCGAGCGGAAAUGGUGGAUGGAUCAAGCAACUCGUCUAAACCUCGUCAAAUCCUCACCCCUCAAGUUCCCUCCCCCGCCGGUGUAUCCGCCGCGAUGAACAGGGUUCAAAGUAGUCCAGCUACCAUUGGAGCUGCAACUGGAACGACUCCUAUCAUACCUCUGAAGACUAGGGUGAUGCAGACAUUGGCAUUGGGACCUAUCUCAGCUUCAGAAUUGAUUUUGCGUGUAGCAGGAAAUGAGGUGGAUGUGAUGAGGGUAGCCAAUGUUAUCGGAAGGUCAUCUGGUAAUCCACCCAAAUAUACUUUACUCCCUCAACAAUAUACAAAGAUCAAAAUUACCGCUUGGCGAUACACACCUGCUGAAAAACGUCAAGUUAUCCAUCUUGCCAGACUGGCCUUCGACGAACUUGGAUUUUCCCCAGGAUCGCAAGAACAUCUAGAUUUGGACAAGGUGGAAGCUGAAGCUGAAGCUUCUCCAAUUCUUCCAACCCCGGAGAUACACAAGAGUCCCGUUAUCCUUCCCACGAUCUCACGAGAGUCACAUGGACACAGUUUGAGUAUGAGUACGAGCGGGAGAAGUAAUUCACCAUCCGAUUCUUCCAUUUCUAUCAAAACUCAACCACCACCUCCUAAACCUUCGAAAUCCGUCAAGACUAUCAAAACUGCUAAAACGACCUCACCUGUUUCACAACAAAGUUUAGAUGAUAAUACUCCUAAACCUACCAAAGCGCCUGUACCCAUCAAGCCAAAAGCUUCAAAGACACCAAAGACACUCAUCGGAAAAGCCCGAGCGAAGCAUUUGGCAGAAGCGAAUAAACGAGCCUCUUCCCUUCCUAACAAUAAGAAACUCGAUGACGCUUCUGUUCCCAUCCCUUCGCCAACAUCCAAACCACUGAUAACGAAACCGAGACCUCCUGUGAAACGUAAAUCCCCAGAAGAGACUGAGAAGGAAAAAGAAAAGGAGAAAGAAGAAACUCCGAAUCGUCAAGUGAAGAAACGUCGUCCUUCUCCUCAAUUCUCAGAUUCAUCAGAAGAAGAAAGAGGUAGACCAAAAGAAACCAAGAUUACUUCUGUCAUUCCUCCACCCAGAAGAGAAAGUAUCAGUUCUUCCGACAAACAUAGUACUCCACCGGAUGAUCUCAGACGUUUACCUAAGAUAACGAAACGUACACCAAUGGAAUCAGUGAAGAUUCAGAAAGAUUUGAAGAAUGAAGAAGCUAAGAAGAGAAGAAAAUAUGAGAGGUUAUAUGGAGAAUAUGGAGACUUGACCAGACGUUUAGUAAAUUUACAUAGGAGAUUAGAGGAGAUGGAAGAUGGUGAAGAUGUGGGUGGAUUGGAGAGAGAGAUUAAGAAGACAGCAGGAGAGUUUAAAGCAUUGCAUGAUGUUUUACAAGAUUUGAGGAGGCAUUUUGUGGAUGAGUAA